This is a messenger RNA of Trichomycterus rosablanca, 1555 nucleotides long. It is a transcript of the gene ola1, whose product is annotated as Obg-like ATPase 1. The record is from RefSeq and is a predicted model, not a curated record. Lineage: Eukaryota; Metazoa; Chordata; Actinopteri; Siluriformes; Trichomycteridae. Gene Ontology annotation, molecular function: ATP binding; ATP hydrolysis activity; GTP binding. The transcript has 11 exons. Bases 92 to 1282 code for a protein of 396 amino acids. Gene Ontology annotation, cellular component: cytoplasm.
UUUUGGUGCGGUGGGCCGGAGUGUGCAGAGCGUGUUGGCUUCUCUGUACUGUGAAAUUCAUCCCGUGUUAUCAAUAUAACCUGUUUACAAGAUGCCACCGAAGAAGGGAGGAGAUGGACCAAAGCAGCCGCCUAUUAUCGGACGAUUCGGAACCUCGCUAAAAAUCGGAAUAGUUGGAUUACCAAAUGUGGGUAAGUCGACCUUCUUCAACGUACUGACGAAGAGUCAGGCGGCGGCAGAGAAUUUUCCCUUCUGCACCAUCGACCCAAAUGAGAGUCGUGUACCUAUUCCAGAUGAGCGCUUCGACUUUCUCUGCCAAUACCACAAGCCUGCCAGUAAGGUUCCAGCUUUUCUGAAUGUGGUGGACAUCGCCGGCCUGGUGAAGGGUGCUCAUGCUGGACAGGGCUUGGGCAAUGCCUUUCUCUCUCACAUCAGUGCCUGUGAUGCCAUCUUCCAUAUGACUCGAGUAUUCGAGGAUGAGGAUAUCAUCCACGUGGAGGGGUGUGUGGACCCGGUCCGGGACAUUGAGAUCAUUCACGAGGAGCUCAGGAUGAAAGAUGAGGAGAUGAUCGGUCCAAUCAUAGACAAACUUGAGAAAACAGCUGUAAGAGGUGGAGACAAGAAACUCAAACCUGAAUAUGACAUCAUGUGUAAAGUUAAGUCGUGGGUGGUCGACGACAAGAAACAUGUCCGCUACUACCAUGAGUGGAACGAUAAAGAGAUUGAGGUGUUAAACAAAUAUCUGUUCCUGACAUCCAAGCCUAUGAUCUAUCUGGUGAAUCUCUCAGAGAAAGAUUACAUCAGGAAAAAGAACAAAUGGCUGGUGAAGAUUAAGGAGUGGGUAGAUGCUCACGAUCCUGGUGCUCUGGUCAUCCCGUUCAGCGGUAGCUUUGAGAGCAAUUACCAGGAUAUGGAUGAUGAUGAGAAACAGAAAUACUGCGAUGAAAGUAAAUCCCAGAGUGUCUUGACCAAGAUCAUUAAGAGUGGAUAUGCAGCUCUGCAGCUGGAGUAUUUCUUUACUGCAGGACCUGAUGAAGUACGCGCAUGGACCAUCAGGAAAGGCACAAAGGCACCACAGGCAGCUGGUAAGAUCCACACGGACUUUGAGAAAGGCUUCAUUAUGGCAGAAGUCAUGAAGUUUUCUGACUUCAAAGAAGAGGGGAGUGAAACUGCAGCCAAGGCUGCAGGAAAGUACAGACAGCAGGGAAGGAACUGUAUAGUGGAGGACGGAGACAUUAUCUUCUUCAAAUUCAACACACCCAAUCAGCCGAAGAAGAAAUGAUUUCACUUUCAAGCCUUAAUCAGCUUGGCUGGACUGUGGAGUUGGGGAGAAUUGUGCUACAGAUGUAAAGAUUAACAGAUGAGCUUCAUUUACUCCUGGCUUCUGAACAUUCAGGUCAUACACAUGAACUUUGUGUUUGUUCAUUUUAGCUUUUGUUAUUUGGGUCUCGUACCUGAUGUUUCUUUUAUAGCUUGUUCACUUACAUUCAAAUGCUCUUUGGAACACAGCAGAACCAGACGGCCAACUCUAAUAAAACACUUCUACACACCACAA